AUGUCGAAUAGAUCCAAGGCGAUGAUGCCACCUAUUAAUUGUAUAUUUAAUUAUUUACAACAGCAAACUUUGGUUACAUUUUGGUUAUACGAACAGGUAGGCAUACGUAUUCGCGGUAAGAUUGCAGGUUUUGAUGAAUUUAUGAAUGUUGUUAUUGAUGAUGCUUUAGAGGUGCCGGUUGAUGUGAAGACAGGUAAGGAAAAGCUCGAUGAAGCAAGAAAAUUGGGUAGAAUACUUUUGAAAGGUGAUAAUAUUACUUUGCUUACUUCUGUUGAUGGGUAA
Vanderwaltozyma polyspora DSM 70294 is the source of this 282-nucleotide messenger RNA. It is a transcript of the gene SME1, whose product is annotated as mRNA splicing protein SME1. Gene Ontology annotation, molecular function: RNA binding. Gene Ontology annotation, cellular component: U2 snRNP; U4 snRNP; precatalytic spliceosome. The record is from RefSeq and is a predicted model, not a curated record. NCBI's taxonomy places the organism in Eukaryota, Fungi, Ascomycota, Saccharomycetes, Saccharomycetales, Saccharomycetaceae. The transcript has a single exon. Gene Ontology annotation, biological process: spliceosomal snRNP assembly; mRNA splicing, via spliceosome. The coding region runs from base 1 to 282 and encodes 93 amino acids.